AUGGCCCAAAGCUCCAAGGGGGCUGAGGUGCCUGAGCGCAUUGAGCAGUCCAUCAACGCGGGGUCUGACCAAAACGCUACACGGGGGCCCGCAGCAGCUCCGGUCAGCGCGCCUGUCGUGCCACGGGACCCCCAAGCCCCCCUCGACAUGACGUACUCAAAGGUGCCGCCGACAUACAGCAACUUGCACACGGCGGUGCUGCCGCUCUCCUCAAACGUCGGGCGCGGUGUAGGCGGCGUGCAGCAGCACGGGCGGAAGCGUGGUGGGGCCAUGACGCUGUACGUGCGUGGCGGUGGUGGUAGCAGCAGUAGUAACGAAACGCGCACCUCGCGUGGAGGAACGAAAAAGGCGAUGCGAGACGGCUCCAACAACGGCACUGUGGCACUCGUUGAAGACUCGCAGGACAACAAGGAUUCUACGCUGUUUCGUGGGGCACUCGAGGUGGGGUCAAAGGUGAUGCAUGCCGUGAAGGAAGUCCUCCCGGGGGUUGUGCAACCGACGAAGCAGCAGCGCUGUAUCCCCGCGGUGUUCGUUUUUUUGUUCUUUCUUGUUGUGUUCAUCUUCCUUCUUCGCGUGGCUGAGGAGAGGACGGAGAUGAUCUCCAGGGUCGUCGCGCAUGACAACGAACGCAAUCUGAUGGUCACCGCGAGCCUGACGGAGCAGCUCCUCGAGAAGGCGAAUGAGGCAAAUGAGCUCAUGCUGCCCUUCAAGCGAACCCCACCGGCCAUCAUGGAGAAGGCGAUAAAGACCGUGAAUGAGCUCACCGACCUGCGCGAGGCCAGCAUAAGGCAGCUUCACUCGCGCAUGGUGUACCCCGGGCCGGUGGAGGAUAUAAAGUUCCUCGUGGAAGAGCACGUGGCGUACAAGGUCAACCUGGCGCGGAUGGCUCGCGAGGAGCUCCAGUGGCUCNUAUAA
Trypanosoma grayi is the source of this 915-nucleotide messenger RNA. RefSeq lists its product as hypothetical. Lineage: Eukaryota; Euglenozoa; Kinetoplastea; Trypanosomatida; Trypanosomatidae. Bases 1 to 915 code for a protein of 304 amino acids. The transcript has a single exon. The record is from RefSeq and is a predicted model, not a curated record.